AUGUUAAGCAGCAGCAGUGAUUGUAGCACAUCGCUGCUUGACGACCUUGACAUCAACCUCAGAGCAAAGAGGAGAUGGCGCAUGGCGUAUCUGGCUUUACGUGUUGUUCGGGUCAUGCUAGAGCUUCCUAAAGAGAUUAUAUCCAGGGCAAGCAACUAUGAAGGCGACGAUGAGACUGUUCACUACAGUUUUGUGUCCAACAGUGAGCAUGAUGAAGAUGCAGGCCUCAAAGAAAUGGCCAAGGAAAAAGAGUUGGCUACUGCUCUAAGUGAUCAUGGAGGAUUAUUUACAGCAGGCCUUGCAACUUCUGAUUAUACCAAAAGCCAUUAUGAUUAUGGAAAAUUGCUCCAUGACAUCACCACAAUCACCUUCACCAGAGCCAAGAAGAGAUGGCGCAUGGCCUUUGCAGCCAUAUACGCUGUCAGGGCAAUGCUUUCGCUUCCCAAAGAGAUUGUAGCCAAGAGAAACAACUACAAACAUCACUCCGAGAUCUUCCACUCUUUUUCUCACACUGCACCGGACAUCGAACUAAGCACCGCCUUGGACUUGAAACCAAGAACAAAAUCUCAAACUGAUGCCUACGGUUUUGUCCCCAACCCUGACUUUGACCAUGCAGGGCUCACAACAAUGGUUAAGGAAAGAGACUUGGGUGCUGUAAACGAGUCUGGAGGAGUUAUAGGCAUUGCUGCUUCUCUCGGGACAAACCCUGAAAACGGAAUCUAUGGAAACGAUUUACAUAUCAACAAGCGGCGCGAAGUUUAUGGAUCAAACACCUACCACAAGCAGCCUCCAAAAGGGUUGCUCUAUUUUGUGAUGGACGCUUUAAAAGACACAACCAUUCUGAUUCUAUGUGUCUGCGCAGCACUUUCUCUUGGAUUUGGAAUCAAAGAGCAUGGGGCGAAGGAAGGCUGGUACGAGGGAGGGAGUAUCUUUGUUGCUGUAUUUAUUGUCAUUAUUGUCUCAGCUCUGAGUAACUUUAGACAAGAAUUGCAAUUCGACAAGUUGUCGAAAAUAAGUAGCAACAUCAAAGUUGAGGUACUUAGAGACAGACAGAGACAAGAAGUCUCCAUUUUCGAUAUUGUAGUUGGAGAUGUUGUGUUUCUGAAGUUGGGAGAUCAAAUACCUGCAGACGGAUUGUUCCUAGACGGCCGUUCCUUACAAGUGGAUGAAUCGAGCAUGACGGGAGAGAGUGACCAUGUAGAAGUUGAUUCUGCCAAGAACCCCUUCCUGUUGUCUGGUGCAAAGGUGGUAGACGGCUAUGCCCAAAUGCUCGUCACAUCAGUUGGGAUGAACACGGCGUGGGGCGAAAUGAUGAGCUCAAUAUCGCAGGACACAAACCAACGAACACCAUUACAAGCAAGGCUUGACAAACUAACCUCUUCUAUUGGAAAAGUAGGCCUUAUAGUUGCUUUCCUAGUUCUGGUAGUCUUGUUGAUUCGUUAUUUCACCGGUAACACAAAAGAUGAGUACGGAAAUAAGGAGUAUAGUGGUAGCAACAAAAACAUAGAUAAUGUGUUGAACGGAGUGGUUCGAAUUGUUUCUGCUGCAGUCACUAUUGUGGUGGUGGCAAUCCCAGAGGGUUUGCCGUUGGCGGUCACACUAACGCUAGCUUACUCAAUGAAAAGAAUGAUGAAAGAUCAGGCUAUGGUCAGAAAACUACAAGCUUGUGAGACAAUGGGAUCAGCAACCGUUAUUUGUACAGACAAAACAGGUACUUUGACAAAAAAUGAAAUGGAAGUCACUAAGUUUUGGCUUGGCCAAGAACCUAUUGAAAAACAUAAUUCAAUCAAACAAAAUGUCUCUGAAUUAUUCCAUCAAGGAGUUGGUUUGAACACAACUGGGAGUGUUUACAUACCUCUCUCAGGAUCCAAACCUAACAUCUCUGGCAGUCCAACAGAAAAAGCUAUUCUGUAUUGGGCUGUUUCAGAUUUGGGCAUGGACAUGGAAAAAAUGAAGCUUAGUUAUGAUAUUCUUCAAGUUGAAACAUUUAACUCAGAUAAGAAACGAAGCGGAGUUCUUAUAAAGAAAAAGGAAGAUAAAUCCAUCCAUGUGCACUGGAAAGGAGCUGCUGAGAUGAUAGUUGCCAUGUGCUCAAGUUAUUAUGAAACCGACGGAGCUAUAAAGUCGUUGGAUGAAGAAAGUAGGUCUAACAUUGAGAAAAUAAUCCAAGGCAUGGCAGCUAGCAGCCUCCGGUGCAUUGCUUUUGCUCACACACAAAUUUUAGAGGAAGAAAUUGAAUACAGCAAUGAUGAGAAGACUCACCCAAGGCUCAAAGAAGAUGAACUGAUCUUGCUAGGAGUAGUUGGUCUCAAAGAUCCAUGUCGACCAGGGGUCCUCAAUGCCGUGAAGAUCUGCAAGUCUGCAGGAGUGCAAAUCAAAAUGAUAACGGGAGACAAUGUUUUCACAGCAAAAGCCAUAGCUACAGAAUGCGGAAUACUGCAGAUUGGGGACGAAGCAAAUUAUGGUGAACAAGUGAUAGAAGGAGUCGAGUUUCGAAACUAUACACACGAAGAGAGAAUGGAAAAGGUUGAUAACAUCCUCGUGAUGGCCAGAUCUUCCCCGUUCGACAAGCUUCUGAUGGUGCAAUGCUUGAAGCAGAAAAAUCAUGUGGUUGCAGUCACAGGAGACGGCACCAACGACGCACCCGCAUUGAAAGAAGCUGACAUAGGACUCUCCAUGGGGAUCCAGGGCACCGAGGUGGCGAAAGAGAGCUCGGACAUCAUCAUCUUGGACGACAACUUCAACUCUGUGGCCACAGUUUUGAGGUGGGGCAGAUGCGUUUACAACAACAUACAGAAAUUCAUACAAUUUCAGCUUACUGUCAAUGUGGCAGCUCUGGUUAUCAACUUCAUUGCAGCAGUUUCAGCUGGAGAUGUUCCCUUAACAGCAGUUCAACUAUUAUGGGUGAAUCUCAUCAUGGACACUCUUGGUGCUCUGGCUCUUGCAACCGAGCGGCCUACCAAUGAGCUCAUGCAGAAGCAGCCUGUUGGCCGAACCGCGCCGCUCAUAACCAACAUUAUGUGGAGAAACCUUUUAUUUCAAGCUCUGUACCAAAUAGCUGUCCUCUUGAUCUUGCAGUUCCGGGGAGAGUCUAUCUUCAUCAGCCAUCCCAAUCAAUUGUAUGGCCAGAAUAAAGGUUUUUCAGCUUCAGAAAAGGGGAAAGGGGGUAUUUGGAUGAGAAUGGGAAAUUUGGAGAAGAAGGCUAGGGCUUAUCCAUUCAAUCUGCAAGUCUGGGAAAUUUGGUGGUGGUCGGCGACGGGUGGUUGGCCGGUGGUGGUGAUUGACUAG
This is a messenger RNA of Prunus armeniaca (apricot), 3288 nucleotides long. Lineage: Eukaryota; Viridiplantae; Streptophyta; Magnoliopsida; Rosales; Rosaceae. The record is from the annotation of a GenBank genome assembly.